Mesocricetus auratus (golden hamster) is the source of this 5221-nucleotide messenger RNA. It is a transcript of the gene Gal3st2, whose product is annotated as galactose-3-O-sulfotransferase 2. Lineage: Eukaryota; Metazoa; Chordata; Mammalia; Rodentia; Cricetidae. The transcript has 4 exons. Gene Ontology annotation, molecular function: galactosylceramide sulfotransferase activity. Gene Ontology annotation, cellular component: membrane. Gene Ontology annotation, biological process: glycolipid biosynthetic process; glycoprotein biosynthetic process. The record is from RefSeq and is a predicted model, not a curated record. Bases 157 to 1359 code for a protein of 400 amino acids.
UGAGCCAGUAGGUGAGCUUAUGAGGGAUUUAAGUUCAGUUUUCACUGAAGCCAUGCCCUACCUGGCAUGCUGAGAGUGGGCUGUCUCAUACUCAAGGCGGUGGGAGGUCUUGACAACGGCUUUCCUGCUCGCUGCUGCUGGAGGCUCUGAGCCAGGAUGCUGUCCGUCCUGGGAGGCACACAGAGGUCCUUCCGGGUGGCACUCUUGUUCCUGGUGCUGGUUGUGUUCCUGAUGGCUGGCUUCCUGCACGUGGACUUCCAACUGCUUACACCUCUGCUCAGGGACAAGGCCCAGGAACCGCCAGUCACCAACAUCAUGUUCCUGAAGACGCAUAAGACAGCCAGCAGUACAAUGCUCAACAUCCUCUACCGCUUUUCCGAGGCUCACAACCUGUCAGUAGCGCUGCCCAGGGGCUCCAGCUUGCAUCUGGGUUACCCCUGGCUUUUUGUGACCCGGUAUGUGGAGGGCAUGAAGCAGGAUGGCAGCCAGAAUCAUCACUUCAACCUCAUGUGUAACCACCUGCGGUUCAACUUCCCUGAGGUGCAGAAAGUCAUGCCCAAUGACACUUUCUACCUGUCCAUCCUACGAAACCCGGUUUUCCAGCUGGAGUCUUCCUUCAUCUACUACAAGAACUAUGCUCCUGCCUUCCGGGAGGUCAAGACCCUGGACCAAUUCCUGGCAGAUCCGUGGAAGUACUACAAAGUCAGCGAUGGCCUGAAAAACGUCUACGCGAAAAACAACAUGUGGUUUGACUUUGGCUUCGACAACAACGCGCCGGCUGAGGUGGACUACGUUCGCUCGUGCCUCUCGGAGGUGGAGCGCCAGUUCCAUCUGGUGCUCAUUGCGGACCACUUCGAUGAGUCCAUGGUGCUGUUGCGCCGACGGCUGCGCUGGCAGCUGGAUGACGUGGUCUCCUUCAAGCUGAAUGUACGCAGCCCGCGCACCGUCUCGCGCUUGACGGAGGAGAGCCGGGAGCGUGCCAAGCGCUGGUGCGAGCUGGACUGGCAGCUCUACCAGCACUUCAACCGCACGUUUUGGGCCCAGCUGCACACGGAGGUGAGCCCACAGCAGCUCAGGAGAGAGCUGGAGCAGCUGCGGGCGAGGCGCCGCGAGCUCACCGCCCUGUGUCUUCAGGACCCAGAGCACAAGAACAAGACGCAGAUAAAAGACCGGAAUCUGCGCCCCUACCAGUCUGGAAAUGCGGAAAUUCUGGGCUACAACCUUAAGCAUGGUCUGGACAAUACUACACUGGGCAUCUGUCAGAGGAUGGCAAUGCCAGAGCUCCAGUACAUGGCCCACUUGUACUCGCUGCAGUUUCCCAACAACCCCCCCAAGAACAUCCCGUUCCUGAAAACGUAGGGGUUUGGCCAAGUGACCCUUUCUCCCCAGAUCUCCCUGGGAGCCCUAGAGUUUGCCAGCCUACCUUUCCAAAGUGAAGAACAGAGUGUGAAACCUCUGUGUAGAGACCCACCCAUCCCCAGCGCUGGGGAGAGGGUCCUACACCUAAGACAAUCGGCACAGCUGGACCAUAACUGAACCCACCCAUUGUAGAGACAUGUCCUGGACAGGCAAGGAUGCCAGUGCCCUCUAAUUGUCGGUCCACAAGGAGGAGUCAGUCUAAACAGCCCAUCAGGUGAACAGCAGCCUCGGGGUUAGCAGGGGCUUAGGCAGUGGGCCUGGCGAUCCACGUAGGGCCUCAGAACAGUUCCUUGGGAUUUUCCAGCCGCAUGGACUCAGCACUGGCCACAGAGCCAUGCCUGUAUAGGGUACCCGGGCAGCAGCUCUAAGGUGGGCCCCGGUGAGAUGGGAUGAAUAUUCGGCCUCCCAUCUCUGACUUUAUGAAGAACAGUGUAGACGGGGAUGUGAAAGUUUCUGGUUAGCCUGAACACUUUGUAGCUUCCCACUGGAAAUCCUGAAGGAGAAAGUGUCUCACUUGACAAAGGAGGGACUCAGGUACCUUUGGUUGCCUUGGAAACCAUGUUGUAUAUAGCCUCAGGGAUCUUUUUUUGUGUGUGUGUGCCUCUUUUUGUCAUUUGUGGAGAGAUUCUAAGCCCCCAGCCCCCAGUUCUGGUAGGAUGAGGAACCUGGUUACCUGGGCACACAACCCCAGGUAGUCUAGCAAAGUGCCUGGGGUCUUGGGAAGGUUGCCACUGUCACACACUCAGCCUGGAGCUUCAGUUUGAGCCUCAUUUGUUGAGUUUGGGUGGAGGCAUUUCUCUGGGCAAGAGCUACUUUGGACAGCAAUUUAAUGGCAGCCCGACAAGAAAAGUAGUUGUCAGUGAGUUUAGAGCUGGUAAAACGAACUAGUCAAUCCAAAAGAGCACUGUAAAUUGAAGAAUGACUUUUCCAAACUGAAUAGAGAUAGUCAAGAAUGCCAGGCAUGGUGGCACAGGCCUUUAAUCCCAGCACCGGGGAAGCAAAGGCAAGUAGAUCUCUGAGUUCGAGGCCAGCCUGGACUACAUACUGAGUUCCAUGAUGUCCAGGGCUACAAAACAAGAUCCUGUCUCAAAACAAAACAAAACAGAAAACCAUAAAAAAGAGAAGAAAACACAACCAACUAAAACCAAAACCAAACCUCUGAAUUUAGACAAAAUUACUCUUAAUACAUUUGGGUCCUCUGGAAGAGUAGGAAGUGCUCUUAGCCUCGGCUCUUUAAUUAGAACUCUUCAUUCACAGUAGACUUAAUACUUUUUCUUUUUGUCAGUUGUGGAGAUUGGUCUCAGGAGCUCAAGUGUGCUAGGCAAGUAUUCUAACACUGAGCCAUGUCCCUAACUGUGAAACCCUAAUUUCUAGGAAAGACUCAGGGAGAAAGCAACAUUUAGUUGUCUCUUUCAUUCAUAUGUAAGUAUAUAAAACAAUUGAAUAUAUGAGAGAAUUGAAUGUUGUCAUAUAUGUGUGUUUGUGUGUGUGAGCAAUUCAUGAUAAUAUUUUGUUUCUUUGAACAUACGCUUUCUGUUAGGGAAAAAUGUUCUUUAUGUAAAAUAGGAUAUGUUUGUUUGUAGACAUACACACACACACACACGUAUUGUAUUUUCUUAGAAUAUAAGAAGCCAAGAGUACUUGAAUUAUUGUCAGCAAGUGAUAUCUCAUCAUUUUAAUGUACUUAGGAAUGACUCAUGAGUUUCUAUGACUUAAUUUAAAAUUUUCAUAAGCAUGAAUUCCAUUUCAUUCAAACUUUAUUUUUUUAUAAUUAUACCUAGGUUAGAUAAUGAAAAUUAAGUUACUAGACAAGCAAAAAUUUGCUUCUUAUUAAAGACCCUACCCAAGGUCUAAUCAUUGUCCCAAAACAUAGGAAGCAAUAAUGGGCACUGCCCUAUACUCUAGUCUAUGCUUCUUCUGUUCAUGCGAAAAACACAACUCUCACCUCAAGGGGAUAAGAGAUAGUUUAUCCUGGAGCCAAACAUGAGUGAUCAUGGCCCAAGAACACCAAUUUAGGUUACCUUGAAUUCCUGUCCCUACCUGAUAACAGUUUGAUGAUGUUUUCACAGUAGCAGAACAAAUAAAGUCAUAAAUUAAGGCACUUUAAAAAUACAUCGGUGGAAAUACUAGGUAGAUGGGUUCCAGAAAAAUGAGGAAAUCUCCGCCACAGGCCUCACAUCCUGGCUGAUGACAUUCUGAGCCUUUGGGGUGGUGAGAGCCAAGGGUCUGUUUCAUUGCAUUCCGAAAGGUUUUACCUGUUAGUCACAAGGAUGUUAGAUUGGACACAGAGAUGGGCAAGAUGCCGCUAAGGUGCCUGUGCUGGCUAGUUUUAUGUUGACCUGUCAUGAGCUAGAGUCCUCUGAGAGGUGGGAACCUCAGUUGAGAAGAUGCCUUCAGCUGUAGGGCAUUUUCUUAAUUAGCGAUUGAUGGUGGAGGGGGAGGCGGGCCAUCCCUGGGCUCCUGGUCCUGGGUUCUAUAGAAAGCAGGCUGAGCAGUGCAGGGGGUGGGCAUCCUCCAUGGCCUCUGCAUCAGCACCGGUCCAGCUUCUCAUCCAGUUUGAGUUCUUGCCUUCACUUCCCCCAAUGAGCCGUGAUUCAGGGUGUGCAUGCCCUUUUCUCCCCAACUCUCUUCUCCCCUUUCAUCACAGCAACGGAAGCCUAAUCAUCACAGGGGCUCAAGAUAGCUCAGGGCAAAGUCGAAGCAACCCAACCUCUCACUGCUCAAGGUCUAUUAAGUUAAUCUGCUUUGGAGGAAAUUUACUCUUUGCUGUCACAUUUUGUGUGCCAAGGAGCCACAUAGCUUUGAUGUCUCACGCCCUAUAAUCUGAUGUAGAUGAAGCUCAGUAGUACACGGAAGGGCAGUCUUCAGGAGAGGAAUAGCAGGUAAAGCCACUAAGCAAGAACUCCUGGCCGGGCGUUGGUGGCACACCCCUCUAAUCCCAGCACUCAGGAGGCAGAAACAGUCAGAUUUCUGUGAGUUCAAGGCCAGCCUGAGCUACAGAGUGAGUUAGUUCCAGGACAGGCUCCAAAGCUACACAGAGAAACCCUGUCUUGAAAAACAAAACAAAAAACAAACAAAAAAACUCCUGGAUUAUAUCAUUAAAACCUACUAGUUAUUAUGACCCAGUUUUGUUUUUAUAAAAAGAUCCUCUUUAUUUGACCUAGUGUGUGAAAUAUAAUAGGAGUAACAUGCCUAAAAUUAAGAUAAUCAGGAACACUGCCCGACUUAAUGGAUUGAAGGUGGUAGAUGAGGGAAAUAGACAUUUUAAACAACCCAAAUUUACAUAUUUUAAAACUAGAUUAAUGAGAGACAUUGAAGACUUCUGCGACACCCCCCCAAAAAGAAAUAAUCCUGACAAGAAGCUAUUAAAGAGAGUCCUUCAAAACUGUGAUAAAGAAGCUGAAGUAUAUUAGCUCUUCACAGCUGAUGGCUUCUGGGGGACCGUGGGGAAGGACUCAGUUUUCUUUAAGGGGCUGGCCACUGAGAGUUUCCCCAUGUUCCAGUGAGUAUAUGGGCAGUACAAAUUGGAUUCUGUGUUUUGUUUUGUUUUUCAGGGGGGCAUUUUAAGCUUACAGAAGAGAUUUCCCCACUUUGCUCUAACUAGUUUAUGUAAUGCUUCUAUCAGUGUAUUUGAAAAGUGCCAUCAUUUACAACUGUUUUUGUACUGUCACUCUAAAUUUUUUUUUAAUCAAACUAUUGUCACAUUGUAACAUGUUAUUUGGGGUACCCUAAAUCUGUGUGUUGCAGGCAUGGUUAGUCAUAUUUGCCUCCAAAAUAAACUAUGUCUUUUUAUAAAGUUUUA